CUUUAGAAAACAACAAAUCUCUAUUUCCUGUAUAAUAACGUAUACUUAUUUGCGCAUCGUUACCAGUUCCGCCCCUUCCACUUCUCAUAUAUGUAAAUACUAAAUUAAAAAUUCGCUUCACUGAAUGAACGCGUUUCCGUCGAAUAAGCACUGAAUGUUUUCUUGGCUACCUCAGAGCUCAAUCAACCAAUUAAAUAAUAAAUCAGGAACCCCGACACAAUGGAAGGAGGUCACUCUUCCAUAAAUCAGUCUCAUCCAAAAGAGGCCGCCAACAUUCUAUCAAGUCUGUCAUUUUUUUACGACCUUCCAAUUUUCUUCAAAGGUUACCGGAACAGCCUCGAAACCACCGAUUUGUACAAAGUUUUGACCGACUGUCGCUCCACACAAUUAGGAGACGAAUUAGAACAACAGUGGCAACUCGAAAUUGACAAAAAACAAAAACCGUCGAUAUGUCGAGCUUUGUGGAUUUGUUUUGGCAAAACUUUCCUCGUCCUUGGUUUGAUACAGUUGGUUUUCAAAACAGCAACGACAGUGUGGUUACCAGAAGCUACAUCAAAACUCGUGUCGUACUUCAGUCCAGAUCAGGAAGACUUGACCAGACGCGACGCAUUUUAUUACGCUUCAGUUGUAAUCGGACUUACCACUUUGAAUUUGUUUUUUUACUACAACUGCAUGCUUGCACUUACUGAGCUUGGAAUCCGAGUUAGGACUUCAGUGUGCUCACUUUUGUACCGAAAGUCCUUGAAGCUCACUCUGGAUUCUCUCUCUGAAGUGACAGUUGGGAAAAUUAUCACCAUUAUGACCAAAGACGUAGAUGUUUUCUUCAAUUUUAUUUACUACGGGAACGACGUGUGGAUUCCGCUGGUACAAACUGCAGUCGUCUGCUACUUAAUCUACUCGAAAAUUGGAGUAGCUGCUUUUGCCGGGAUUGGAUUUUUCCUCAUAGUUUUACCCCUACAAAUAUUUAUUGGAAAAAUGUCGUACCCGCUUCGUCUCAGAAGCAGCAAAAAAACAGACGAAAGACUCGAACUCAUCCAAGAAGUCCUUUCCUCAAUCAAAAUUAUCAAAAUGUACACUUGGGAAACGUUUUUCGAACGCAAAAUCAACACCGCUAGAAAAGAAGAGCUGCACCAACUCGUCAGACUGUUCUUCACGAAAGUCUGGAUCGUCAUCAUCGGAAGCAUCGGUUCAAAGUUAGCUUUUUUUGUCUUUUUUCUAACGUACGUUUACCUGGGCGACUCCGAAUCACGAAUAACAGCAGAAAUCGUCUACUAUCUCAUGAGCUGUUGUACUGACCUAGAAUACUCACUUAGUACUUUAAUACCAAUAGGAUUGUCAUACGCAUCCGAAGCCUACGCCACCACUAAAAGAAUCCAGAACGUUCUAACAGCCAAAGAACUGCUCCCAAAACAAACGAUAACCGAAACCCAAAAUCCGAAAAUAGUGUUCAGUGGAGUUGAUAUCAAAAUUCAGAAGAAGGUGAUUUUGACGGAUGUAUCUUUCGUUCUAAAGAAGGGUCUGCACGUGAUUUCGGGUCACACAGGUAGCGGAAAAACGACUCUCCUGAAAUUCAUCCUACAGGAGUAUCAAAUGGACGCAGAAGUCAAAAUAUCUGGAAACAUAUCGUACGCGUCCCAAGAACCCUGGCUUUUUCCUUCAACCAUCAGAAACAACAUUCUCUUUGGCGAAAAAUACUCCGAAGAGCGCUACCAAGAAGUUCUAAGAAUUUGUAACCUAGACUACGACCUAAAUUUGCUGCCUGAAGGUGAUAACAUGAUUGUUGGUGAUCAUGGUAUCAAUUUAAGUAAGGGUCAGCAGACGAGGAUAAACCUUGCAAGAGCUAUGUACAAAGACAGUGAUAUAUACCUACUAGACGAUUGUUUAGCCUCUCUAGAUGUGUAUGUAAGUGGCUACAUUUUCGACGAAUGCAUUCGAAAGUUUUUGAAAGACAAACUUUGUGUUUUUGUUACCAAUAAUAACAAUUUCGUUUCGAAAGCAGACACCGUGAUUGUGGUAAAUGAGGGGUCAGUCAAAAUUAGCAAAAACGUGGAGGAAGAAACCGUUCAAUCUAGCGUGGUGACAGAGACUCGACCGGAACAAGAACGGGUACCAGAAGUUGAUAAGCAAAUAUAUCACGAAAAUAAAAAAUCAGGAAAAGUUAGUUUGACGGAUUAUCGUAAAUAUGUUUCAAGUGGUGGUGGAUAUUUCGCCUUUGGUUUGGUAAUGGCUUUGUUUGUGGUGGCUCAAGGUGCAUCUAGCUAUGGCGACAAGCUUUUAAGCAACUGGGUGACUUUGGAACAAAAUCUUUCGCGUUAUCAGGACAAUAAUGAUACAAAGUCUGGUACUUAUCAAGCGAUAACCAGCGAAAACACUGGUAAUUUGUAUUUGAUCAUUUUCGUGGCUGCAUCCUCUAUUCUUCUCACGUUGAUCAAAUAUUUGUCGUUUUUUACUUUUACGAAGACUGCGUCCGUUAAUUUACACAAGAUCAUGGUGCAGGCCGUGCUUAACAGUACCAUGAGUUUCUUCGAUUCCAAUUUCUUAGGGAACAUUUUAAAUCGGUUUUCCAAGGAUUGUUUAACGGUUGACGAAAAUCUCCCUUAUAUUUUGAUUGAGUGUUUGAGUUUGUUAUUUAUGGCUGCUGGAGGUAUCAUUUUGAUGACAACGGUCAAUAUUGUCUUUUUGAUCGAGUCUGCAUGUCUUCUGAUUUUUGCCUACACGUUGAAGAAGUUUUGCCAACCGACUGGGCGUAAUUUACAACGACUCAACGUAGCUACUAGAAGCCCUAUGAUAGGGCACUUGAACUCGACCCUGGAAGGUCUCACCACUAUUAGGGCCAGCAACGUCCAAGAACGACUUAUUCAAGAGUUUGACAAUCACCAGAACUUGUUUACUUCGGCUAACUACAUGCUGAAUAAUUGUCAGAUUGCGCUAGGAUUUGGACUUGAAUUUUUUUGUACGGUUUUCAUAACUCUAGUGAUAAUACAGUUUUUAAUUACAACCAGUGAUCCAAGCGUGGGUGAUGUAGGACUCGCCUUAACACAGUGUUUCGUGAUAACAGACAUCAUCAGUUCCGGCAUCAAAAAUAUAUCAGACUGUGAAAAUUUAAUGACUUCAGUGGAAAGAAUUGUAGAGUACUCUGAAUUAAAAGAAGAGGAUAAGAAAGGCCCGACUGUGAAAAAUUGGCCAACGGACGGGAAAAUCCAAUUUGGUGACGUCUCCUUGACUUACGACAACAAAACCACGUUGCACAACAUAAAUUUCACUAUCGAACCUAACGAGAAACUGGGAAUUGUUGGUAGAACCGGGGCAGGAAAAUCAUCCAUUAUAUCAACUUUGCUACGAAUGUAUCAAAUUGAAGGAAAAAUUUCCAUCGACGAUAUUAACAUCCAAGAAGUGUCGCUACAGUUGCUAAGAUCCCACAUCUCCAUUGUUCCUCAAGAUCCCUUUUUAUUUUCAGGCACAGUUCGUGAUAAUUUAGAUCCUCUAAAACAAUACGAAGACGAGAAUAUAUGGAAAGUUCUGGAGCAACUACACCUCAGAGAUUUAAUUGGUGAUCUGAACAUCAAAAUUGAUAAAAGUUCGAGUUUCAGUGCAGGUCAGAAGCAGUUGUUUUGUCUGGCACGGGCCGCUCUUCGUAAAAGCAAGAUUGUGAUCUUGGAUGAAAUUUCUGCUAAUGUUGAUAAGGAGGCGGAGGAUUUGAUACAACAAGCAGUCAAGGACUACUUUGGUGCCAAUACUGUGAUCACUAUUGCUCAUAAACUGGAGUCAAUUUUGACAUGUGAUAAAGUUCUAGUCUUAGAUAAAGGGUGUAUUAAAGAAUUUGGGUCACCGGUUCAGUUGUUAGAAAAUAAAAAUAGUUUUCUCUGUAGUGUUACCUAA
Messenger RNA from Zophobas morio, 3879 nucleotides. RefSeq names its product probable multidrug resistance-associated protein lethal(2)03659. Gene Ontology annotation, biological process: transmembrane transport. The record is from RefSeq and is a predicted model, not a curated record. The transcript is spliced from 9 exons. Gene Ontology annotation, cellular component: membrane. NCBI's taxonomy places the organism in Eukaryota, Metazoa, Arthropoda, Insecta, Coleoptera, Tenebrionidae. The coding region runs from base 220 to 3879 and encodes 1219 amino acids. Gene Ontology annotation, molecular function: ATP binding; ATP hydrolysis activity; ABC-type transporter activity.